This is a messenger RNA of Aphis gossypii (cotton aphid), 1014 nucleotides long. It is a transcript of the gene RFeSP, whose product is annotated as cytochrome b-c1 complex subunit Rieske, mitochondrial. Gene Ontology annotation, biological process: mitochondrial electron transport, ubiquinol to cytochrome c. The record is from RefSeq and is a predicted model, not a curated record. Gene Ontology annotation, molecular function: 2 iron, 2 sulfur cluster binding; quinol-cytochrome-c reductase activity. The transcript has a single exon. Lineage: Eukaryota; Metazoa; Arthropoda; Insecta; Hemiptera; Aphididae. Bases 146 to 934 code for a protein of 262 amino acids. Gene Ontology annotation, cellular component: membrane.
UAGAUCGAAAUAUCUAUAGUAAGGUCAGCCUAGUUUUCGAGUUUCGACCUUUUUUUUUUGUAAGGCGACGGUGGUGAAAUUAAAAUUUUAAUUUCGCAUCCAGUAUUCUAGUUAUAUUACUCAACUUAACUUAAUAUUAUAAAUCAUGUUCCGUAAUAUUUCUACUGCGGUGAAGGGAUGUACCGAAGUCGUGGCGACCACAUCCACCAAGGUGCCGUGCGCAGGUAAACCGUCUAAACAAACUGUGCCGCCUAGGCCUAUCUACCUGACAAACUUCACUCUACAAAGUAAUCUGUUAUCCAAGAAAACAUUAACUCCAGUUACCGCGACCCAAAUUCGUUUGGUCCACACCGAUUUUAAGGUCCCAGAUUACAGUGCUUACCGUCGUAACUCUGUGAAGGAUCCGAAUGCUUCUAACCGCGACACCUACGAAAAUCGAAAUGCCUUUACUUACAUGGUUCUGGGUACUGCUGUUACUGGCUCAAUGUUUUGUGCUAAGGCAGUCGUUCACAAGUUUGUCUUGUCAAUGGCGCCAGCCGCUGAUGUCUUGGCUUUGGCUUCUAUAGAAGUUAACCUUAAUGAAAUACCAGAGGGCAAGAACGCAACCAUCAAGUGGAGAGGAAAACCAUUGUUCGUUAGACAUCGUACAGCCACUGAAAUUCAAGCAGAGCAAAAUACCUCUCUGUCUGAGCUCAGAGACCCGGAAGACGACUCUGUCAGAGUUCAAAAGCCUGAAUGGUUGGUAAUCGUUGGAGUAUGCACUCAUUUGGGUUGUGUGCCAAUUGCCAAUGCAGGAGAUUGGGGUGGUUAUUACUGCCCAUGUCACGGUUCACAUUAUGAUGCAGCUGGUAGGAUUCGUAAAGGACCUGCACCAACAAACAUGGAAGUACCACCUUAUAAAUUCAUUAACGAUAAUACACUUCUUGUAGGUUAAUGUGUGUAUUGAAGUUUUUGUCUUUAGAUGUUGUACGUUGUUAACAUUUUUUUAAAUAUAUGUAAUCCUGCUAUCUGAAA